UAAACCGAUUUUUGAAAUUGCAGCUUCAAAAACCGUUUCCCUUAUGAUAAAAGCACUAGCAUUAUUUAUCAUUUGCCUCAGUUAUUUAUUCUCACUCAUAUCCUCGUUCACCGUCAAGGUUCAUUUAUUACGUACAAUUAUUUCUUUUGAGUCUGAUUACUUACUCUGCAGGUAAUGAUUUGCUUUUCGUAUUUUUAUCUUAAAUCUUAGAAGAAUAUUUUUCACUUUGUUGCAAAUGCUUUUCUACAGAACUUUAUUCAGUCAACUGUUAAAAACGUUCAUCAGAUAGGAUGUAUCUGAUAAAAUUAGAACAGCUCAAAGCUUAGAAAGCUCAUGACUCAUUCAGAUAGAAUAUCACUAAUCAAAGUACGAUGAAGUUUACAUCUUACAUACUGUCUUGUUUAAAUGGUUCUCCAAAUUCAUCAAAUGGAAAGAUUAAGUAGGUACAGUUUAAUUAUAAAUAAUCGGUUGCUUCGGUUUUUUAGUGGAUUGAUAUCUAGUUCUAGUGCGAAAGUCUUGUUUAUAGUAGUAAGUGUGAAGUGUAACGGUAAAACUGUAAAGCAAGCCUACCAUACAAUCUGUACAGAUUGUUCAAGUGCUUUGAAAAUCUGCUCUAAGUGUGGAAAAUCGGAUGGAUCGAUUACCUUCGGUACUACAGAAAAUCAAGAAGAUAUUAACCAACAAUUUAUUGAUGCUUUGAAAAAUGUUCGUGAGAGAGAACGCCGUGCUCUUCUCCGUUUGACGCAGUCCAAUAAAAAACCAAUUGAGUCAGGUAAUAUUAACGCUGACGAAGAAUUUCAUCUAAACAGUCUGAAUAAGUUAAUUGUGAAGGAACUAUCGGAUAUCAAAUUUGAUGAGGACAAAUAUGAAUCGGAUGAUUAUAAAUCCAGUUAGCGGGAUUGCAUUAAAAUACACUUGUAAAUUUCAUAAAGCAGAUUAUUUCC
Schistosoma guineensis is the source of this 944-nucleotide messenger RNA. The record is from the annotation of a GenBank genome assembly. Lineage: Eukaryota; Metazoa; Platyhelminthes; Trematoda; Strigeidida; Schistosomatidae.